Messenger RNA from Brassica rapa (field mustard), 728 nucleotides. RefSeq names its product F-box protein At3g28330-like. The record is from RefSeq and is a predicted model, not a curated record. Lineage: Eukaryota; Viridiplantae; Streptophyta; Magnoliopsida; Brassicales; Brassicaceae. Gene Ontology annotation, molecular function: protein binding.
CUAUAUGUCAUCGAGAAAACCCUAAUAGUAAAAGUGCAACUCAGAAGAGAAGAGAGGAAGAUGGAAUCCUUGACAGAUGAUCUAUGGACGAUGGUACUUGCGAGAUUACCGAUUAAGAGCUUCACAUGUUUCAAACUUGUUUGCAAGCAGUGGAAAUCAAUAGUAGAAUCUCCGUUUUUUCGUAACCUUUUUAGAUUCUUCCACCAAAUCUCGCCCUCUUCUUCAUGGUCGCUCAUGUGCAGCUAUGGUAUUGCCUCAGAGAUGGUGGGUCUCUACCAAUGCGAUACAUGGGGACUUAAGCGAUCUUUGGGCUCUUUCAUCGAGUCUUUCCUGACCGACAAGUACCACAAGUCCAUAUACGGACGAGUCAGAGUCAAGGCUUACUCCGAUGUUGGGUUGAUUUUGAUCCAUAUAAAGUCAACCCUCAUGGAGAAGGGAUCCCUCUACGUGGCUAACCCGGUUUCACGGGAAUGCGUAGAAAUCAUUCUUGAUGUGCUUCCUAUAGGGUUUGAAACGGACGAAUAUCUCUGGGAAUGGGGACUUGUCACACGAACUGAGAACGGCCACCUUUUGGGUUACAAGAUUGUCCUCUUUGAUAAAAAGUUGGGAGAUAGGAAGUUAAGCUGUCUUAUAUAUUCAUCUGAGACAGGCUUGUGGAGUCUCGAAACUUUACAUCUUCCUUAGUCUUUAUACUUCAAUUGUUUAGAGUAUCCGAUUAGCUUGAACGG